Molecule: messenger RNA, 2181 nt
Organism: Tachysurus fulvidraco (yellow catfish)
Lineage: Eukaryota; Metazoa; Chordata; Actinopteri; Siluriformes; Bagridae
Product: zf-DHHC domain-containing protein
Exons: 9
Coding region: 41-940 (299 amino acids)
Molecular function (GO): palmitoyltransferase activity
Source: RefSeq, a predicted model, not a curated record
AUACGGAUUACGUCACAGCCCGGAAGUAGGGACUGUUAAGAUGGCUGUGCUGCGUUGUCGGAGAGACCCGUGCGGAUUUCUGUGUCUCAUUCUGACUUAUUUUAGUGUGUUUUACGCCGAUUAUGUUGUUAUACAGUACGUACUGAUCCCAGCUUACUCUGGGAGUGUUUGGUGUUCACUUCAUGGGUCUGUCUUUAAUGUCAUAUUACUGCUGCUUCUGGCUUGUCAUUCAAAAGCAGUGUUCUCAGAUCCAGGUAUGGUUCCUCUGCCUGAGACAGCCAUUGAUUUCUCAGACUUCAGGUCUCAGUCCAGUCGUGUGAAUGACAGGGCUUGUGAAGGCUGGACUGUGUGUAGUCGUUGUGAAACAUAUCGUCCUCCUCGAGCACAUCACUGCCGAGUGUGUCAGCGCUGCAUCAGACGUAUGGACCACCACUGCCCCUGGAUUAAUAAUUGUGUUGGAGAGCUGAACCAGAAGUACUUCAUCCAGUUUCUCUUUUAUACUGGCAUGGCCAGUCUGUACUCCAUGGCUCUGGUGGUGUCGGCUUGGGUGUGGCGCAUACGCAGUGAAAGAGAUGGAGAAAAAGGAGGAGAGGAUGUUCCCAGCAAGCAUCUAAUAGUGGCACAUUACAUCAUCUUGUUAGUGGAGUCCAUUCUGUUUGGUGUUUUUGUCCUGGUGAUAUUUUAUGACCAGCUGGUGUCCAUUAUAACAGAUGAGACCCCCAUUGAGCAGAUGAGGAACAGGCUGAUGAAGGACCGAGCCAACAGCGGACAGUCAGUGCACACAACACACACCCGAAAACCUAAAGUCGCUUUACUAAGGGAGGUGUUUGGAAGAGGUCUAAUGACGGGGUCAUGUUUACAUGGUGUAGCAUCUCCUCAAUUAUUCAGUUUGAGGACAUCUGGACAUCGAGGUUAUGAGUUUCUGGACUUUUGGUGUUGAAAUGUGGUCCCAUUCUUCCCUGAUAAGGGUUUCCAGCUGCUGAAGAGUUCUUGGUCGUCUUUGACAUAUUUUUCCUUUAAUGAUGCACCGAAUGUUCUCUAUAGAAGAAAGAUCUGGACCGCAGGCAGCCUGACAUGGAGGUGGUCUCUCACAUGUGGCUCUUAAACCUUUAUAUACCUUUCAGCAUUCAGCCUUCUAACACAUGACUGUAUGUAGACCGUAUGGACUUAUGGACCCCAUAUAAAGUUUUUGAACUGAAGACUAAUAACACGCUGGGACGUGUCCCUCCUCUUUACCCCAGAAGACACGGCGUCCGUGAUUUCCAACAAGAAUGUUAAAUUUGGACUCGUCUGACCACAGAACACUUGUCCACUUAGAGACGGUGCAUUUUAAACGACCCUCAGCCCACAGGACACGGCGGCGCUUCUGGACCGUGUUCACAUACGGCUUCCUGUGUGUUAGAGCUUUAGGUGUCGUCUGCAGAUGGAAGGUGGAUUGUGUUCACUGACUGUGGUUUCUGGAAGUGUUCCUGGGUCCAUGUAGUGAUGUCAUUGACACAAUCAUGAUCCAAUGAGUGAUUCGGUGUCGUCUGAGGGCCGAACGCACACUUUAUUACACACACUUACGCAGAUUGGAGAGUCUCUGCCUCUCGAACUCAUCCCUAAUCACGUUACAGACCUGAUGUCAGUUAACUUUAUUAGUUGUUAGAACUUCUUCCAGCUGAAUCUUUUCAAACGUUCUUCCUUUUUCUGACAUUCAUUGCCCCAGUAACUAUUCUGAGACGUGUAGCAGGCAUCACAUUAGAUAUUAUGGUUGUAAAAUUUCUCUGUUUAAACAUUUAUGAUGUAUCUGUUAUUUUUGUGAAUAAUAUUGGCUCAUGUGAUUUGAAAGUCUUUUAGUUUUUAUUUUAUUUAACAGUUUCAGACUUUGGGUUGUAAAAAUUAAGGAGAGCCCUGAUAAUAUCCGUGUUUUCAGUGGGUCAGAUUAAACUGAGAUGUUGACACUUAAAUCACAGCUUGUUAGAGUUUGACCUGUGGAUGUGUUUUAACUGCUGUGUGUUUAGUUGUCAGGGGUGAAGUGUGGCUCAGAUUUCUGUACAGAAUUCACUAAUAAGACCUGAUAAAGACACAAAUAUUUCGAUAUGUUUAUGCUGAAUGUGUUUUAGGGAGGAGGUUUCGUUUAAAGGGAGAUUCUGAUCCUAUGAAUCGUACUUUUUAAUAUUAAAGUUAAAGUUGAGAACA